Messenger RNA from Medioppia subpectinata, 702 nucleotides. The record is from the annotation of a GenBank genome assembly. Lineage: Eukaryota; Metazoa; Arthropoda; Arachnida; Sarcoptiformes; Oppiidae.
AUGCCACAAGAAACUGCUCUUUACGGGGAGUUUACUAUAAACGAAACGCUACAAUAUUACGGUCAACUCUAUGGCAUGACUGACGGCCAGGCAAUACGGCAACGGAUACUUGAGUUGAGGGCACUGUUGGGUAUACCGGACACGGGUGGGCGCCCAGUGUGUCGGCUCAGUGGUGGCCAACAGCGGUUGGUGUCGAUCGCCGUAACGAUGAUUCACACGCCGGCACUGCUUAUGCUGGACGAGCCAACUGUGGGCGUAGACUCACUCAUCCGGUGCCGCAUUUGGCAGUAUCUGUUAUACUUGUGCCAAAAUAAUAAAGAUCAAACCAUAAUAAUCACCACACAUUACAUCGAGGAGGCACAGGGGGCGCAUACGGUGGGCUUUGUCUACGAGGGCAAACUGCUCGCCCACUCUAACCCCACUGAUCUCCAGCGCCGAUACCAAUGCAAUACAUUAGAAGAGGUGUAUUAUAAACUCGCAUAUAAUGAAAGGCAAAUAAAAAACAAUGAUGAUAAAUUCAUCGUAAACGUGAUCACACCGGACAACCAACCCUACAUAGACAUCACACCUACCGGUGCUGUCAAACAAUGUCUAUCGUUAAUGUCUGUGAACUGCGGUCGUGUGCGGGCCCUGCUAUGGAAAACAUGGCUAAGAGCACGUGGUAACCUGCCCUACCUAUUAAUAUACUACUUAAACAUCAUG